Molecule: messenger RNA, 6678 nt
Organism: Orbilia oligospora ATCC 24927
Lineage: Eukaryota; Fungi; Ascomycota; Orbiliomycetes; Orbiliales; Orbiliaceae
Exons: 8
Coding region: 1-6678 (2225 amino acids)
Biological process (GO): nucleotide-excision repair, DNA gap filling; mitotic cell cycle; DNA replication
Cellular component (GO): epsilon DNA polymerase complex; nucleus
Molecular function (GO): single-stranded DNA 3'-5' DNA exonuclease activity; zinc ion binding; DNA-directed DNA polymerase activity
Source: RefSeq, a predicted model, not a curated record
AUGUCGAAAGGUCAAAAGGGCUACAAAGUCCCCUAUCGAGGAGGUCCUCGGAGUGGUGGUCGAUAUCUCAAGAAUAACAAAAAAGCAGUAGACAAGGACUCCUUACUAGCAACGGAUCGGACAAGCUCGGAAGAAAAAUGGGAAGCUACAAAGCUUGCAAAUUCGAUAGACGAGAAGAUGGGGUUUCCAAGAUAUGAGGCUGGACCGAAGAAAAUUGGGUGGUUGAUCAAUAUGCAUUCGACGGCAAUUGAGGACGAGAACAAUAUUGGAGGGAAGGCUGGAGUUGACUUCUACUUCAUCGACGACGAGGGCGGGUCCUUCAAGGCGACAGUUUUAUACGAUCCGUAUAUCCUGAUAGCCUGCAAGGCUGGCUUUGAAAUGGAAGUUGAAGAAUGGCUGCGUCGAAAAUUUGAAGGAUUAGUAAAGUCACUUUCGAGACUUACAAGAGAGGACCUACAGAUGCCCAAUCAUUUGAUGGGUUAUAGGCGGACAUUCAUUAAAAUCGACUUCCACAAUGUUCCUGAUUUACUAUCCGUCCGAAAAGUUCUGAUGCCAAUUGCCGAGGACAAUAAGAAGCAGGUUGAUGCCAUAGAUACUUAUGCUGAAGUUACAAAUUCUCGGGCCGGGUUUGACCUCUUCGACGACCCGUUAGACAUGGGAAGAGCAAACAAUGCCGGUGUCGACGCAAGCGACUAUAUAGUCGACAUUAGAGAAUAUGAUGUUCCGUAUCACGUUCGAGUUUCGAUAGAUCUAGAUAUCCGGAUCGGGAAGUGGUAUACCGUCGAAGCGAAGCACGGCAUAAUCGGGUUAUCUCUAAUAGAGGAUCGUCUUGCUCGUGCGGACCCUGUGGUGCUAGCUUUUGAUAUUGAAACCACAAAGCUUCCCCUCAAGUUUCCAGACGCCUUAAUUGAUCAGAUUAUGAUGAUUUCAUAUAUGAUUGAUGGACAGGGCUUCUUAAUCACAAACAGAGAAAUAGUAUCUGAGGAUAUUGAAGAUUUCGAGUAUACUCCAAAGCCAGAGUACGAGGGUGAAUUCAUGAUAUUCAACGAACCGAAUGAACGUGGUGUCUUAGAGAGAUUCUUUGACCAUAUCAAAGAGGCGAGACCAACAGUCAUCGUGACAUACAACGGAGACUUCUUCGAUUGGCCUUUUGUAGAAGCGAGAGCUUCGGCUUUAGGUAUUGAUAUGUACCACGAAGUUGGGUUUCGGAAGGAUAGUGAAGGUAUCUACAAGAGCAAUUAUUGCGCCCAUAUGGAUGCUUUUGCUUGGGUAAAUCGAGACAGUUACCUUCCGCAAGGUAGUCGUGGCCUCAAAGCAGUUACAACAGCGAAGCUGGGUUACGACCCGGAUGAAUUAGAUCCAGAAUUGAUGACAAGAUAUGCGAGCGAACGCCCACAGACAUUGGCAGAAUACUCGGUUUCCGAUGCUGUUGCAACAUAUUAUCUGUAUAUGAAAUACGUCCAUCCUUUUAUCUUUUCUCUGUGUACAAUCAUUCCUCUAGGGCCCGACGAUGUCUUACGGAAGGGUACCGGUACCUUAUGCGAGAUGUUGUUAAUGGUUCAAGCGUUCCAAAAAAAUAUUAUCAUUCCCAACAAGCACAAAAACCCCGAUGAGGUCUUCUGGGAGGGGCAUCUGGUUGAAUCGGAAACGUACGUCGGUGGUCACGUCGAGGCAUUGGAGGCAGGUGUAUUCCGAAGUGACAUUCCCGCCAACUUUUCGGUCGAUCCUGGUGCCAUCGAUGAACUACUACGAGACUUAGAUGCCGCCUUGAAGUUCGCCAUUGUGGUAGAAAGCAACAAGAAGCUUGAAGAUGUCACGAAUUAUGACGAAGUCAAGGAAAAGAUUGCAGCGAACCUGAUGGACCUGAAGACGACACCUAAUCGGAGUGAAAGGCCUCUCAUUUACCAUUUGGACGUCGCCUCUAUGUAUCCAAACAUUAUGACGACCAACCGUCUCCAGCCAGAUUCUAUGAUCAAAGAGUCAGAUUGUGCGGCUUGCGAUUUUAACCGCCCCGGAAAAACAUGCGAUCGACGGUUGCCGUGGGCUUGGAGAGGCGAGUUCCUGCCGCCGAAGCGGGACGAGUAUCUUAUGAUUAGGAGAGCUCUGGAAAACGAAAGGUUUCCGCCGAAAUACCCAAAUGGGCCUUAUAGAAGUUGGGAUGGGCUACCCCCUUCUGAACAAGCAGGUUUAAUUAAAAAACGGCUUACGGAAUAUAGUAAGAAAAUCUACCACAAGAUCAAGGAGACAAGGACAAUUGAACGUGAAGCUAUUAUUUGUCAGCGUGAGAAUCCAUUCUACGUUGAUACUGUGCGAAUGUUUAGAGAUCGUCGGUAUUAUUUCAAAGGCGAGCAGAAGGUUUGGAAGAACAAAACAGAUUCACUGAAGAAGGCAGGUGCAAACCAAGCCGAAAUAGAUGAGGGUGGAAAAAUGGUGGUUCUAUUUGACUCGCUCCAAUUGGCUCACAAAGUUAUUCUCAAUUCCUUCUAUGGAUACGUCAUGAGAAAGGGAUCCCGGUGGUAUUCGUUGGAGAUGGCUGGUGUAACUUGCUUGACUGGAUCGCGGAUUAUUCAGUUGGCUCGCCAGCUUGUGGAGAGGAUAGGAAGACCGUUGGAGCUGGAUACUGAUGGUAUUUGGUGUAUCCUACCUGCUACCUUCCCCGAGAACUUUGUCUUCAACUUAUCAGGUGGGAAGAAGCUACCAAUAUCGUAUCCUUGUGUUAUGUUGAACCAUCUAGUGCACGACAAGUUCACAAACCACCAGUACCAAGAUUUGGUAGACAAAGACAAGUUUAAAUACGAGACACACGCCGAGAACUCAAUCUUUUUUGAAGUUGAUGGUCCAUACAGGGCUAUGAUCUUACCAACCUCUAAAGAAGAGGAUAAAGGAUUGAAAAAACGAUAUGCUGUCUUCAAUCAUGAUGGCAGUCUCGCUGAAUUAAAAGGAUUCGAGGUCAAACGUCGUGGCGAGUUGAAGUUGAUUAAGAUAUUUCAGACUCAGAUCUUCAAGGUGUUUUUAGAGGGUACUACACUAGCAGAGACAUAUGCAGCGGUUGCUAAAGUAGCGAAUCGUUGGUUGGAUGUUCUUUAUCAGCAAGGGUCCACUCUCGCCGAUGAAGAGCUCAUUGAACUCAUUUGCGAGAACAGGAAUAUGGCGAAAACUCUGGACGAAUACGGGACUCAAAAGUCAACAUCUAUCAAAACUGCGAGGCGAUUGGCAGAGUUCCUGGGAGACCAGAUGGUCAAGGAUAAAGGUCUCAACUGCAAAUACAUUAUCUCUGCGAAGCCGAGGGGCGCCCCAGUUACAGAAAGAGCCGUCCCAGUCGCCAUAUUCUCUGCUGAAGAGUCCAUCAAGAAACACUUUUUACGGAAAUGGCUUCGCGAGGAUAUCACUAAUAUGGAUCCUAGAAAUGUGGUCGAUUGGAGCUACUAUCUCGAGCGCUUAGGCUCCGUCAUCCAAAAACUUAUUACUAUUCCUGCUGCGCUGCAGAAGGUUAGAAACCCAGUGCCGCGGAUUGUUCAUCCUGAUUGGCUUCAGCGUCGGAUCAACGCGAAGGAUGACAAGCUGAAGCAGAAGAAGAUGACGGAUAUGUUCAAGAAAGAACCUAUGGCGGAUGUGACGAGUAAUGCUAUCAAUUUACAGGAUAUGGAAGACUUUGGAUCAACAGCGCCAGUUGGAAAAGGUCUCGAUAGCGUCUUGAACAAAGUUGCGGCAUCUCAGAGCCUGAAACGAAAGGCACCAGAACCUGUCGUCCCAGUCGAUCCGUAUGCAAGCCUCCCAGCAAAGAUGCCAGCUAUCGACAAAGACUACAAGGGAUUCUUGCAAUAUCAGAAGAAGAAGUGGAAAAUCCAACGGCAUGCCCGAGAACGAAGAAGACAGCUGUUUGGAGACCGACAAGCAAACACAGGCGAGGGUCUGGACUCCAUGUUCCGACAACAAGCCCAGCUUGUCUACAUGAAGGCAUGGCAGGUUCUACAUUUUGCAGAGACGGAUGUUCCUGGCGAGGUCAAUGCGCACGUCUUGAUCGAUCGGAAGAUACACAUCGUAAAGGUUGUUGUUCCAAGAACAAUUUUCAUCAAUUUCAGAAGUAAAGAUGUUCCGAAUUUCGAACUGGACCAGUGUAGCUCCGAGCCCGUCAACUUUACAUUACCCAACGGUCACUCAUCAUCAAACUUGUUCAGGUUGACUAUGCCAGAACAAGUAUACGUUGAGAAAUUUCAAAAGAUGGUGGCUCUGACAUCCCACCCGACAGUGGAAGGAAUCUAUGAAACCGACCUUCCUCUGAAUGUCAGAGCUAUGCUACAGCUAGGCAACACUUGUACAUUGGACGGGAGCACCAGGGGCGUACUUGGGAAGGGCAUCAAGGAGGGGUUUGACUUGAAAGAUAUUCUCCAGCAAGAUACCCAGCAGCCUUAUCUUGGGGACGCACAAAUUUCCUAUCUAUACUUGUUCCACCUGGUUGCGGGAGAUAGACAAUUUGUUUCUCUGGUAUCCUCGAGCGGUGCCGAGGCCCAAGUAUUUGUGCUGAACGCGCAGAAGGAUACGCAAAGCUUACCGAAUAUCGACAAAAUGUAUGCGGAACAAAUUCUUCGACGAAACCAGGAGUCACACGGACAGGGUCCGUUCGAAUAUCUAGAUACAGUUCAUUUCAAGACAACCUACAUCAACAAGCCACGCCUCUUAUACAGGAAUAUCGAUGAUGCGAUUAAGAAACUUAAAUCUGAGGAACAAAAGGCAUUUGUCCUUGUUAUCCAAUCACCUUACAAAUCCACGCUUUGCAAAGAAAUACGGUCUUUAAAUGAAUUCCCAAUGCUGUCGCUCCAGAUCGAUCAAACAGACAGUAGCCUUCCACCAUUAGGCUGGCAAAACUUUGUGGCAAAGCGCAUCGUCAUCCGGUACUUAUCCCUCGGUUCGUGGCUAUCCCAUUUGAUCGAGCUGGCAAGGUAUGGUAACGUCCCGCUGUGCAACUUGGUCAAUCAUGACCCAAGGUUUUUGGUCGAUAUUGCCUACGCACGGAGGCUUCAGGCGAGCAACGUGGUUCUUUGGUGGUCAUCAACACCAAUCCCUGAUCAUGCUGGCCACCAGAAAGAUAGUAUUGUCCGAUCUCUCGAGCACGUUAAUAUGCCUGAUAUCAACAACAGAGGAUCAUAUUCCUCGGUCUGCAUCGAGCUUGACGUAAGAAAUCUGGCUAUCAACACCCUUCUAACCUCUUCUUUGAUCAACGAACUCGAGGGUGCAGAUGCUAUGGGGUUCAACCCGGCUGGUAAAUCCAACGGCGAAGAGCAACAAUCCCUAUACACCGAGAAUACAUUUGCCUCAGCUAGUAUCACCGUCUUAAGAGAUUUGGUGAAGUCAUGGUGGGGAGAUGCAACUAAGGGAAACAGUAUGGCUGAUCUCAUGGUCCAGCAUCUUGUCCGUUGGGUUGAGAGCCCAGAGUCGUUCCUCUACGACCACGCCCUCCACUUCUACGUCCAGACUAUGUCAAAAAAGGCUUUCUUGCAGCUACUCGCCGACUUCAGGCGUGUUGGUUCUAGCGUCGUAUAUGCUAGUGCGAAUCGUCUGAUUUUGCAAACGACAAAGGCCGAGGUAGGCACAGCUUACGCCUAUAGCCAGUAUAUUCUCAAAGCGAUCAAGGCGAAGCCUCUCUUCAAUUUCCUGGAUCUCGAUGUCAAGGAGUACUGGGACUAUCUCCUUUGGUAUGAUCCAUAUAACUAUGGUGGACUGGCUUGUUCCGAAGUAGUUGAGGCAGACAAACAAAAGUUGAACUUGAUCAUGCACUGGCAGUUUAGCAAGGCGCUGCCGCAAACUAUGCAGGAGGCUUUCAGCACAUGGGUCGUAGAGUUCGUGCAUAUUCUACACAGUUUCAAGCACCCAGAGAAUUCGGCCGGGAUGAUAGAAUCCACUCCUAGAAUGACACAACUACCUCCCAGGGCUACAGAUGGCGGGAAAGACGAUAUUGGCGACGUCUUGACAUUGCCUAAAGAGUUUUUGAAACCGUUGAAGAAGAACAUCUCGCAGUUGCUACGAUUGCAGCACGAUAUUAUACUUCACCCUGACCGGCAAUCGGAAUUUGAAUUCCCGAACUUACCUGGCACGAAGCUUGGGAGCUCUAAUGCUGUUCUGGAGCUCGUCAAAGCUAUGUCCGCAGUAUUUGCUCUACCCAAAGACCUUAUGCUCUCGACUCGACAGCUCCGAAAGGAUCUGUUGCAUAUGUUUGAUAUCAAGGAGUUUAGCAAAGAGGGCCAGUUCGAGAAUACAACAGAGAGCCUAAGAUUCGAGCAGGUGAUCUGUCAAAACUGCACCAUGUCGCGAGAUUUGGACUUCUGUAGGGAUGAAGAUCUAAUGCCGGAGUUAGACGUUGACGGGAAGCCCAGCAAGGAGAGAGCUUGGAGGUGUUUCAACUGUGGACAUGAAUACGACCGAUUGGCGUUACAGGAACGCAUGGUAGGCGAGGUAGAGGAGAUGUUGAUACGUUACAGCACGCAGGAUUUGGUUUGUUUUAGGUGCAAGAAGAUCAAGACUAGUGACUUUCAGGAACACUGUGCUUGCAGCGGGGUUUGGAAACUCACAAUUCCUAAGGAGGGCAUAGUGGCCCAGUUGAAGAUUUACAAGAGUGUAGCGGAAUAUUAUUCGCUCCAGAUGUUAGAGGAGAAUGUGAAGGUUAUCUUGGAGGGUAUAUAG